AGAUGUGCUUGUGUGUGCCUGAACUAGUGUUUCCUCCCGCCGGGUGCAGCAGCUGAGCAGGAAGCACUGGGAGCGCAGAUGUUCCACGGUUUACGAAGCUUGAAAGGCUUAUUUCUACCGCUGGUGGCUGAGCAUCACAGCCAGGAUGGGUUACAGGACUGCGGUGAUGUACAUGGAGAUCGGCUGCUUUGUGGUCUGCGUCACUGGAUGGAUCCUCGUCUGCUCUACGAUGCCAACCGAGAUCUGGACGUGGUCUGAAGUUGGCAGCAUAGUCCUGACAACGUCCAACUAUUUCUCAAACCUGUGGAAGGACUGUAUAUCGGAUUCGACAGGAGUAUCCGACUGCAAGGGAAUCCCAUCGUUGCUUGCUCUGAAUUGGGAUAUACACAUGUGCCGAGCUCUCAUCAUCAUCUGUAUCAUCCUGGCUUUUUUUGGAUCAAUUCUGAUCUUAGUGGGAAUGAAGUGCACUAAGAUCGGGGGGUCAGAGAUCACUAACGCAAAGAUAACCUUCGCUGGAGGGAUGAACUACCUCAUAGGAGGGAUGUCUUCCAUGGUGGCUUUCUCCUAUUAUGGAAACAAGAUUAGAGCAGAGUUUCAAGAUUCUGCAUAUGUGGAACAGAAAUUUGAAAUAGGCGUUGGUGUCUUCAUUGGCUGGGGAGGUUCCACCUUGCUGGUUGCUGGAGGCCUCGUUUGCAGCAUCUUAGCAGGGAGGGAAGCGUGCAGCUCGAGCCCAGAGACAUACCCUGCCUACCAAUACCCCGACUAUACAUAUGUUCCACCAAAGACGAGUUUAAUGUCUUCGGCUCCUUCAGAGAUCAGUGGGAGCAAAAAUUCAAGGUCCUCCGGUAGGAGCAUACCCAGCAGCCGCUCCACCAUCUCCAGCAACACAAAUACAACGGCAACUAACACUUAUGUUUGACUCCAAGAAGAAGAAUAAGAAGGAUGCUUUACUAUUUUCAGUAAUUGAGUUUCGAUAUAUGUAACAGAGUCAAUUUUCCAUUUGUGUAUAUGCAUUUAUUUUUUAGUUUAUAAUCACCAAAAUCUGUUAAUUUAGUAUACUUGACAUGUCAAACCUCCAGAAUUAUGUGGAACCUUUGUGUUUUAGUUUGUUUUUCCCCCACGGACAUUUCUGUGAGUCCCCCACCUGUAUAAAUGAUUUCUCCCGCCUUUACCUUUCCCCUUUUGUUACUGAUGUCAAUGGGAGAGGUGAGUGAUGUGAAGUCUCUGAUAGACCACGGUUUGGGUUUCCUGUGUAGCAUGUUAAUAUUCCUUAUUAUCUGUGUAGGGGCUCAACUCGAUGCAUAUGUUGAAUGGAGGAAAUGUUGUUUUAUUUCAUUGUCAGGUACGUUUCUGUCUUAAUGUCGGCCCUUUUGUUACUGAUGUCAAUGGGAGAAGGGCUCAACUCACCACAUAUGUUAACCGGAGGAAUUUGUUACUUUAUUUCAUUGUCAGGAAAUAAAUGGAGAUCGCCUCCAAAAGAG
Messenger RNA from Cololabis saira (Pacific saury), 1481 nucleotides. Its product is annotated as claudin-10-like. Gene Ontology annotation, cellular component: plasma membrane; bicellular tight junction. Lineage: Eukaryota; Metazoa; Chordata; Actinopteri; Beloniformes; Belonidae. The record is from RefSeq and is a predicted model, not a curated record. Gene Ontology annotation, molecular function: structural molecule activity. Gene Ontology annotation, biological process: bicellular tight junction assembly; cell adhesion. The transcript is spliced from 5 exons. Bases 146 to 919 code for a protein of 257 amino acids.